Molecule: messenger RNA, 1168 nt
Organism: Aspergillus saccharolyticus JOP 1030-1
Lineage: Eukaryota; Fungi; Ascomycota; Eurotiomycetes; Eurotiales; Aspergillaceae
Product: amidohydrolase family protein
Exons: 1
Coding region: 86-1141 (351 amino acids)
Biological process (GO): secondary metabolic process
Cellular component (GO): cytosol; cytoplasm
Molecular function (GO): carboxy-lyase activity; hydrolase activity
Source: RefSeq, a predicted model, not a curated record
ACCUCGCUCGAAGCUCACUACUUCAGAUACCAACACCCUGUUUUCCUUCAAUCUUUUCAAAGACACCCUAAGCCCCCCUACCAAAAUGCGCGGAAAGGUUACCAUCGAGGAAGCCUUCGAGAUCCCGUCCAACGAGGAUCAGAGCCGUGACCAAGCCGCCAUCUAUGUGGCGCCCGAUGAUCUGGAGCGGUACCUGCGGCAGAUCAAGUCGAUCACGGGCGAGCGGCUGAAGAUUUCGGACGACAACGGGAUCGGGUACACGGUGCUGUCGCUGACCGUGCCGGGCAUCCAGGGGAUCCGGGACCAGGGGAAGGCGGAGUCGCACGCGCGCGAGGUGAACAACUACAUCGCGGACAAGAUCAAGGACCACCGCGACCGGCUGGGGGCGUUUGCGGCGCUGUCGAUGCACGACCCGGCGCAGGCGGGCAAGGAGCUGCGGCGCUGCGUCAAGGAGCUGGGCUUCCACGGGGCGCUGCUGAACGACGUGCAGCACACCAACGAGCGCGGCCGCUGCUUGUACUACGACCAGCCCGAGUACGACGAGUUCUGGCGCGUGGCCGUCGAGCUGGACGUGCCCAUCUACCUGCACCCGGCGGCGCCCACUGGCGAGAACUACAAGGAGCACUACGAGGCGCGCAAGUACCUGGUCGGCCCACCCCAGAGCUUCUGCAACUCGGUCGCCCGUCACACCAUGGGCCUCAUCACCAACGGCGUCUUCGACCGCUUCCCCAACCUCAAGCUGAUCCUCGGCCACCUCGGCGAGCGCAUCCCCUUCGACUUCUGGCGCGCCAAUCACUGGAUCAACGACGUCGAGCGGCCCCUCGCCAAGAAGAACGGCGACACCAUGUGCGAGCGCGACGUCCUCCACUACUUUAAAAACAACAUCUACGUCACCACCAGCGGCCACUUCAGCACCAACACCCUCCGCUACGUCGCCGAGGAGAUCGGCGUCGACCGAAUCAUGUUCAGCGUCGACUACCCCUACGAGAAACUCGAAAACGGCUGCGGCUGGUUCGACAACAACGCCGACGAGCUCAAAAAGGUCCUCGGAGGCCGCGAUGGCUACCUCCGUGUCGGCAGGGAUAACGCCAAGAACGUCCUCAAGCUGUCCAAGUUCAAGGACUCCGACGCUCCCGUUUGAUCUGGGGAUUUGCAAGGGAAUCAAUUA